UGCUCUUUCGUAAUGAAAUCGAGCGUCCCCCAGGAGGCGUGACGGGCACUUUCAGUUUAUAUCUGGAAAAGGUCUUCUCUGCUUUACAACCCUAAAACUUGUCUUUACACAUUGACAGGAGGGAGCUGCAGUAAAUCUGUCCCAGGCACUAAACACAUAUCGUCAGAGGUAUGAUGAACUGCUGUGGUCUAAUAACUACCCAGAAGGAACCAGUUCCUCUGAAGAGCAUUGAGGUGCAGCUGGAGGUGAGGGACCAUGUGGCUACAGUGGUCUCCACUCUGAACUAUGAGAACAAGGAGGACAAACCACUAGAGGCUGUCUUUGUCUUCCCUCUGCCUGGAGAUGCAGCUGUCUGUCAUUUCAGUGCUACGAUUGGACAGACACAGAUUGUAGCUGAGGUGAAGGAGAAACAGCAGGCUCGGGAGGAGUAUGAUGACGCGCUGAGCUCCGGUCAGCAGGCCUUCCUAUUGGAGGAGAGUGAGCAGAGUCCAGAUAUAUUCUCUCUGAGUGUGGGCAGUCUGCCUCCAGGAGAGAGCGCCUCCAUCAGGCUGGAGUACGUCAUUGAGCUGGCUGUGCAGGCUGAUGACGGGCUGAGGUUCUGUCUGCCUGCUGUGCUCAACCCUCGCUAUGAACCACAGGAAAGGGUAGGUUCCGGUGUUCAGGUGACUUCUGUUCCAGCCUCUCUGGUUCCCUACAGUCUGUCUUUUUCUGCCCGAGUGUCCUCUCCUCGUCCAGUCUCUAAAGUAGAGUCCAGCUGUUCCCUGGACCCUCUGCAGUACCUCAACACAGAGCAGACCCAGGCCACGGUCAAGUUGGCUGCAGGACACAAGUUUGACAGGGAUGUUGAACUGCUGAUUUAUUACAAAGAUGCCCACCAGCCCACUGCUGUGGUGGAGGCAGGACAGGCCUCUGCAAAGCCUGGCACUCUGAUGGGUGAUCCAGUAGUGAUGCUGAGCCUGUACCCUGAGUUCCCCCAGUCUGUGAUGUCUUCAGUUGCCUCAUGUGGAGAGUUUGUGCUUUUAUUGGAUCGAUCUGGGAGUAUGGAUUGUCUUACGAAUGACAGCGAGGGGCAAGAAACACGCAUUAGCAGUGCCAGGGAUACUCUACUGCUCCUGUUGAAGAGCUUACCAAUGGGCUGCUAUUUCAACAUCUACAGUUUUGGUGACUCUUAUGAACACAUCUUCCCUAAGAGUGUGGAGUACAGUGAGAAGACCUUGGAAGAGGCUCUGAAGAAAGUUGAAGAGAUGCAAGCAGAUCUGGGAGGAACAGAGAUUCUUGAGCCCCUCAAGCACAUUUACAGCCAGCCCUGCAUUCCCAAUCAACCCAGACAACUGUUUGUCUUUACUGAUGGAGAGGUGUGCAACACCAAAGAGGUGAUAAAUCUGGUGAAGAAGAAUUCAGGUUCUCACAGGUGUUUCUCCUUUGGGAUUGGAGAAGGAUCCAGCUCUGCUCUUAUCAAUGGGUUGGCCAAGGAAGGAGGAGGUCACGCUCAGUUCAUCACAGGGACUGACAGGAUGCAACCUAAAGUGAUGCAGUCAUUGAGAUUUGCUCUGCAGCCAGCAGUGGAGGACAUCUCAGUUACCUGGGAUUUACCAAAGGGAGUGUCUGUCACUGCUCUCUCUCCACCAAUCACAACACUUUUCCAGGGUCAAAGGUCACUGAUUUAUGCCCAGCUCACUGGACAGAGUUCAGAUGCAGCAGAGGGCUGUGUGACUGUGAAGUACAGCCUGGCAGGUCAUCCCUCUCAGAACCAGCUCCACUUCAGUCUCAAACCUGAGGAGGACACGGGACUAACAGUCCACAGGUUGGGUGCUCGGACUCUGAUUCGCUCCCUGGAGAUGGAGGAGACAGACGAUAAGGGACAGCAUGAUGAGGGAGUCAAGAAGAAGGUGGUGGAGCUCAGUGUCCAAUCAGGAGUGAGCAGCUCCUUCACUUCCUUCAUUGCUGUCAACAAAGGCAACAACGAACCGAUUGAAGGACCUCUGGUGCGGAGAGAUGUUCCAAUAGCCUGUUUCAGUAGGAUGAUGGUUACUCCUCAGAUGUACAUGAGUGCUGCUUGUGGCACUUUUGGAACAAACCUGUGUUGCAUUGUUGACCGUUCUAACACAGGAGGAGGAGUAAUGUAUUUCGAUGAUGGCUUUGAAGACUGUGAACAAAGUGCAGGAGCAGACCUUUGUGAUGAUAACUAUGAAGAACUUGAAGAUGACACAGAAUUGUUUAAAUCAGACUUGAGAGCUAGAGAGUCUGGAUUCAACGUGCCCAAACAGCCUCACAAAGACCCUUUGCUGCAGUUGGUCUCCCUCCAGAAGGCGUCUGGCUGCUGGCUGCUCGAUCCAGCUCUGGCUGCUGCACUGGGAAAGACCAGCGAGGAGGUGGAGAAACCAAAACCCUCAGCCGUGAACCAGGAAGUGUGGGCCACCAUCCUGGCUCUGAUCUGGCUUCAUGGUUUCAAAAUGGACACAAAGGAGGAGUGGGAGCUUCUGGCUAUGAAGGCUGUGUCGUGGCUCCGUGCUCAGAAUGCACCAUGUGUGGCAGAGUGUGUGGAAGCUGGAAAUACACUGUUAGGUUGCGCGGUGCAGAGAGAUGUCCUGGGGCUCUGAGCUUUUCAUUUAACUGGCCUCCCCUUCAGAAAUAUUGCACAGAAGCAGAUUCACUUCAUCCCCACACCUUUACAUUGCAUAUUGCUAUUUGCACCUACCUUUAUAUGAGGGGUGAUUGAGAGGUUUGUAGCUCACAGUAGAAAGAUGAGCUCUCUCAUUACAUGCAUGUACAGUUCAACUCUUUGAGGAUUGUGCAGAGUUAAUAACUUUUGUGGUAUUUCUGUUUUGGUUCAUAGAAAAUUCCAAGUCAGUACAGUCUGAGAAAAACAGACAACAUUGGCCUUUGUGCAGUCAUCUGCUGAACGUUGUCCAACACCUGCCCUGCUCACCUAAUUUGGCACCCUCAGACUACUAUCUCUUCCCCAAGGACAUCAGUGGUUGCCAUUUUGCUGCUGUCCACCAUUUUCUCAGACAAUUUUCAACUACCCAAAAAAAUAAACACCACUAACUUUCUGCACAAUGACUCAAAGAGUUGAACUGCAUGUGCAUGUAACAAGCUGUUUAACUCAUCUCCCUACCUUAGGCCACAAACCAAUCAAUCACCUUUUGUAAUAUUGUGUGUCUUACUGUAUUUGCACUAUGCUUCAUCUGUUCAGGAUCAGCUCUGUUACAAGGAAAAAAAUCGACUUUUGUUUUGUACCUUUGAUAUUGCUGUGUACCUGAAGCUACUCACAAAUAUUAAAGUUGAAUCUUUGGACCUGAAA
Lates calcarifer (barramundi perch) is the source of this 3304-nucleotide messenger RNA. Its product is annotated as von Willebrand factor A domain-containing protein 5A. The record is from RefSeq and is a predicted model, not a curated record. Lineage: Eukaryota; Metazoa; Chordata; Actinopteri; Centropomidae. The transcript has 21 exons. Bases 171 to 2600 code for a protein of 809 amino acids.